AUGUAACAAACUGGUAUCUGUUGGAAAGCUAGUCGCUAAAUUGUAAAGGACCGCGGCAGCUAUCGAAAUGUCUAAUCACGCUGACAGAAGAAAACCCAGAUCCACAUAGCAUUUUGCAAAUGUAUUGAUGAUAUAAUGUCGCUGCAACCACAAGUAGUGGAUGCCUUGGAGGAGAGAAGCGCCUUCUUCAUUGGCGCGGACAAUGUCUCUGAAGAGGAGGACCAUCAAGAACUUAUUCUUCAGAAAGGCAAUGCUCUGGCAUCCGAAGACUGCCUAAAAGAAGCCAUUGAUUGGUUUUCAGCGGCCAUACGGUAUGGCCCUGUGCGACCCGAGCAGUUAAGCACUUUUGUGGAUUGUAUUCUUCGAAACUUCAAGAGGAAAACGCCUGGCCCGGAUUCAUCCACAGGCCAGAACUCGGACGCAGAAGAGGGCUCUGGGGACGCAGUGUUGGACUGUCCCAACUGUCAUAGCUUUUUAGGGGAACCUGUGACCAUAGCCUGUGGACACUCGUAUUGUAAAAGAUGUUUACAUCGGCGGCUGCUCUCCAAAUGUAAGCUGUGCAGUGAACCGGUCGGCAGUAAGGAGAAAGUGAAUGUAACUCUGUGUGGACUUUUAGAAAAAUGGUUUCCUGAGGAGCUGAAAACGUCAAAAAAAUUAAGUGAAGCGGACAUGAUGUGUAGAAGAAAACGCUACAAAGAAGCUGUGUCACUAGCUACCGAUGUUAUCCGGUCAGAUCCACAUAUGGUGAUGGCCCGGCUGUCUCGAGCAGAAGCGUACAUGGCUCUCAAGCAGUACCGACUGGCUCUCGAGGACACAGAGUGUUGUUCCAGGUCCAGUUGUGCUACUGAGGCUCUGUUCAGGAAAGCUAUGGUGCUGCAUGAAAUGGGUCAAGUGGACGAGUCUCUCCAAGUCUUCCUCCACUGCCUGACUGUUGAUGAGGACUUCCCAGGUGCAAAAAGACAAGUGGAAAAGAUCUUGUGCGACCUGCUCUCACCUGGUGAUGAGAACGUAAAGGUUGGCCUGAGGGAAACCACACAAAACACCCUGCCUCACUUACGCAGUAAAACCCUGGUGGCAGAUACCCAGGCUGAAGAACAGAGCCUGGUUCAGAGACAACACAAUCAGGUCCGUGCCACCUCUGCGCACAGUGUGGACAACCUGGAGAAAUGCUGGGAAAGUCUGGAACGCCCUGGUCUGACCCGUGCACAGUCACUACGAAUGCACACUUCCAGCAGCAUUGAAGAGGGGCUGAAGAGAGUUAGUUCUGCGCCCCAACUGGGUGACCAGGACAAGGGAAGUCUGCUGAAGAGAAAGCUGUCGGUGUCAGACAUAGAACCCUGCUUUGUGGACAGUGGAAAUAGCAAACAUAAAAAAGGUGUGGCAAAAAGCUUAAAACAAUGGACUGCCAAAGCAAAAACCUACAGAAGUGUUCCUGUGAAUCUGUUGGAUCCCAGUGACCUAGAGUGUUCCCUCUGCAUGAGGUUGUUUUAUGAGCCUGUGACGACACCAUGCGGUCACACCUUCUGUAAAAACUGUUUGGAACGCUGCUUGGACCACACGCCCUGUUGUCCCCUCUGUAAAGAGAGCCUGAAAGAGUAUCUAGCAUGCAGGAAGUACAUGGUGACAUCCGUCUUGGACAUGUUAAUCAAAAAGUACUUGAGUCGGGAGUAUGCUGAAAGAACUAAAACUCAUCUGGAGGAGACCAGAGAGCUUUCUGACCUGACAAAGAAUGUGCCUAUCUUUGUGUGUACCAUGGCUUACCCCACUGUGCCUUGCCCCCUGCAUGUCUUCGAGCCACGUUAUCGCCUCAUGAUUCGCCGCUGCAUGGACACAGGCACGCGGCAGUUUGGGAUGUGUAUUAGUGAUCCUCAGAAAGGGUUUGCAGAUUAUGGCUGUAUGCUGAUCAUCAGGAGUGUCCAUUUCCUCCCUGACGGACGUUCAGUAGUGGAUACUAUCGGAGGAAAACGGUUCCGGGUCUUAGCUAGAGGAAUGAAGGAUGGUUACAGUACUGCAGACAUUGAGCACUUGGAGGACAGCAGGGUGGAGGGCAGAGAUGAACUAAAAAAGUUGCAAGAGCUACACGAUGCAGUAUAUGAACAGGCCCAAGAUUGGUUCCAGAACCUCAAGAUCCGCUUCCACAACCAGAUCCUGCAGCACUUUGGACCAAUGCCAGAACGAGAAGCUGAUAUCCAGGCAACUCCAAAUGGUCCAGCUUGCUGCUGGUGGCUGCUGGCUGUUCUGCCCAUUGACCCUCUGUACCAGCUCUCUGUCCUCUCUAUGACCAGCCUCAAAGACCGUCUGGUGAAGAUCCAGCACAUCCUCACAUAUCUGCAGAGCAUCCCCAACAACUAAAGCUUCCCCCACAACAAACAACUUUCUGGGCUUUGAAGUGAUGUUUAAGAAACCGUAAAUCAUUAUCUUCUGUCUCUACUACCAGCUGAAUGCGUCAUUUUUCCUCUUACAAUCUGCAACAACAAGCAGUGUGGCCACACCACCUCAGGGACACCUUCGUAGACACAUUUUUUGUGGGUGAGAAAAAUAAUUUACAAAAACAAGAAAGAAAAGAGAUGAUUAAAAAUAUUCUUAUCUGCUUCCUUAAUGAUUGCAGAAAAAAGACGGAUGAAAAGUACGUAUUGCACUGUUGAUACUAAUGAAGACAGAAAUGCUUCUAACAAUCAACUGUGCAAGUUUGUACAUGUGGAACUGAGGUGAAGACAGCCUAAUGCAGGUUUUAUAUUUAUAUAAUCUGGUUAAACGAGUAAAAGGAUGAUUUCUUUUCUUUGUAUGUUUAAGAGAGUGGAGUUAUUCCACGAAACAAAAUCCUAAAUGCUGAAAGUCCAAAAAUUGAUAACACCUUCUAAAACACUCUAAAGAUGCACCAAGAUUUCAUCCAUUCUAGUUUAGAGGAAACCAUCAUGAGGGGAUUUGUGCGAAACCUAAGUGCAACUAAAAAGCUGGUGUAGAUGUAACCAAUCACUGAAAGUAUUACUCUUGUCAUAAGAUUCCCACUCUUUUCUGUCACACUUAACACGCACAACUUCCACUGCUGCCUCUGCACAGAGGCAGAGAACUUUCAUGUUUAUAGAACGAAAUGUUCUGUGUUUCUUCCUGUAUUUUUAAGAUGCAACUUUUCCGUUUCUUCCAAAGCUCACGUGACGAGUGUGGCCCUGAAAUCAUUUAGAUUUUUUUACGUCACGUUUUCCACUUUUUAACACUUCUCCUUUGACGGCCCCGGGGUUAGCCUUGUCGUUCCUGGUUGGCUUACAGUUAACCUUGAUAGAGGAGUCCCAUCUUCCAAAUGUUUUCUUUGUCGCAGAUGCUAAAAUUCUUCGGCAGCAGGAAAGAUUUAGCAGUGAAAAUAUUACCCGUGCAUUCAGCCCAGUUCUCCUAUCACAAGUGUCUGAUUUAUCUUCCCAUUAAACUUAAUUUAUAAAGAAAAAGAUAUAUUUGUACAUAGAUUUUUGUUUGAAGAAAUACAAAGGGGGUUUUGCAAUAUUAUAAUUCAUCAAAACCAGAAAUGAAACAAUGAUAUGUACAUCACAGGGUUUGGGUGUUGUUCCUCAUGUAAAGCUGCUCUGUCUGCUUGGAGGAGAGAGGAGGGUACCUCCAGUGCUUCAGUCUGGGGACUGCAUUUGCCUUACACCAUUUUGCAUUGUGAUUUCAAUAACAAUGCGAUGGCUUGGUUACCAUUCCCUUUUUUUUUUUUUUGCCAUAGCAUGAAUGUUUGUGGUUUUGUUCUUUUGUAUUUUUUUUCUUCUCAGUUAAUCUGAGUUACUAUGUGUUCACAGUAUAUGUAAAAGAUCUAGAAAAAUAGCAUAAAAAGGCUGUUAAAUGUAAACUAUUUGUACAAAGGCUUUUUGGACAACUCUUGUUUUAUUUUUGCUCAGAUGAUUUAAGUUAUCGGUUUUCAAUAAUAAAUGCACUUUUUUCAA
Molecule: messenger RNA, 3932 nt
Organism: Melanotaenia boesemani (Boeseman's rainbowfish)
Lineage: Eukaryota; Metazoa; Chordata; Actinopteri; Atheriniformes; Melanotaeniidae
Gene: lonrf1
Product: LON peptidase N-terminal domain and ring finger 1, like
Exons: 12
Coding region: 136-2352 (738 amino acids)
Molecular function (GO): protein binding
Source: RefSeq, a predicted model, not a curated record